This is a messenger RNA of Haemonchus placei, 1365 nucleotides long. Lineage: Eukaryota; Metazoa; Nematoda; Chromadorea; Rhabditida; Trichostrongylidae. The record is from the annotation of a GenBank genome assembly.
AUGCGACUACUUGUGGUAUUAAUCGCAGUAUCAUCGGUAACAGCACAUGAUGCCGUUGUAUUCUCUAAUGACCAAAAAAUCACGAAGGAUUUCCCAAGUAUUCCGAACUUAAUAUCGACUGCUUCUUCAGAAUCACCUCUUAUUUUUCUAGUCAAUCCCGAUUUCACUUUAGGGCAGUUUUCUCGAGAGGCGGCUGCAUAUUCACAAGAUAAGCGUGUGUCCGGCUUACCUGCUGUUGUCAAGUCGUCUUCACAUCACGCUUCUCGAUACUUCGCUGACAGCUUCUAUACGCCUGAUGCAGUUGUUCUUACAUCACCAAACGAUUUUGUUGCUGGUGCAAAAAUUUUCGUACUCAUGGGAGAGGAAUGGGCAAGCAUGCAGAAUCUCGCAGAAGUUGUUCUCCCACAAAUCGGAGACAAAUACACUGGUAUAAUUACGGCUAGCGAUGCGGUAUAUUGGGACAAGGCAAGAGUGAAGCGCGUUGUGACUUCUGACAUGGAGAACGACGAUGCCCCAUCGGGCUCUCCUUCACCAGACGCAGCCGUAGGACCCGAUGUCGCAAUGCCUUUGAAUUUACCUCCAUACAACAGGACUGAAUACCCCUCCGUCAAGCCACUAGGCGCAGGACUGGGAUCAUGUCUUCUCUACAUGGAGGGUGUAAACAUUGUGGUACAGAACUCUAAGAAGGCUUUCGCUACAAUUCCGAUCCGAUCCAAUGAAACCACUUGGAAUUAUGCAGAUGGGGAUGUUAAUUGUGUGAAUGAUACUGCCGGCGAGUACAGAUUCGCUGUGAGACUGAAGCUUAAAGCAGACGCUGUUGAUGCUAAGGGUCAGGUUAAAAUAAGCUCUGGAAGCCAACUUAUGUUCACGCUUGUUUUCACUGGAGCUAAAACAGGAUUCUGGCAGCUCACUGAUGUAGUUGCCAACAAACUAUCUGUCGAAGGCACUUCUCAAGGUGGUUUUCUUAGCGGAGCAGCAACGGCUCAAGAGAAGGUCAUCUCACCAACCUCUGUGCAAAAUGUUGGCUUCACAAGUGUACAAGGAUUUGCGAUUGCAUGCAGUGACUCUCAAGCAGCAUUUUUCAGAACCAAUCAGGAGAAUGUUCUGAUAGGUGUAUCCUUGUACAACACAGAGGUUCAGCCGUUUGCUGUAUACCCAGACCAGAAGACGCAACAAAUGUAUUUCACCAGACAAGUAGAUGACUGUGUAGGGACGUUUUCAGUUGGAUCAUGGAUGGCUAUCGUCAGUAUUCUCAUCCUUCUAGCUGGUUUCAUCUUUGGAUUCUUGAUGCUGAAUUCCGUUCAAACCAUGGACAGAUUUGACGAUCCAAAGCACAAGCAGAUUGUAAUUAACGUUAGGGAAUAA